GAUCGAGUCUUCGGACAUGCUUUGAACACCGUCAACAAGAUCCGACCGGGCUCGCAGAAGCCGCCGUCAUCCGACCGCCUCUCGCUCUAUGGUUUGUAUAAACAGUCUAUGGAAGGCGAUGUUGUCCUUAUCGCAGACCGACCCUCCUCGCCUCAGCCCAAUCAAUCCUCAGAAUCUGUGAAGAAAGAGCAGGAGAAAUGGGACGCAUGGAAAGCCAACGAAGGGUUAGGCCGAACGGAGGCAAAGCGGCGAUAUAUCGAGAAGCUGAUCGAGACGAUGCACAAGUAUGCUUCCACCACUCCAGAAGCGAGAGAAUUGGUCGAGGAGCUUGAAUUCGUGUGGGACCAGAUCAAGAGCAAUUCGCAGCAUUCGAGCUCCGAGCACUCAUCACCACUGCAAACCAUUGAGCGAAGGGACUACAUGAAUUCUGGGAGUUCAGGCGGCAAUGGCGGAGUUAGUUCUGGUGCUGCAGCAAUGGAGGGCAGUGGGCGUAAUGGUGCCCUCAAGGUCCUGGCACCUUUGUCACAAGCUGAUGAAGACGAGCAAGCCGAAGAAGACCGCGAGGAAUUCGUUGAUGCUCCACGCCCACCACCACCCUCUCCCGCUGAUACACGCUGGCGGAAACGCAUCGAAUCGUCUCUGAUCAAGAUGACCACUGAGGUUGCUGCGUUGCGAGAACAAUUGGAAUCGCGCAGGCUUCUGAACUACCGACGACGACAUAGCUGGUGGGGGUGGAUUUUGAGGCUAGGUUGGUGGGCUACGCAGUUGGUCGUGGCAGAUGCAGUGAUCCUGUGGGUGGUUAUCCUUUACUUACGACGUAAAGACGAUCGAAGAUUAGAGACUGCCAUCAGG
Molecule: messenger RNA, 852 nt
Organism: Pseudocercospora fijiensis CIRAD86
Lineage: Eukaryota; Fungi; Ascomycota; Dothideomycetes; Mycosphaerellales; Mycosphaerellaceae
Exons: 2
Biological process (GO): fatty acid metabolic process
Molecular function (GO): fatty-acyl-CoA binding
Source: RefSeq, a predicted model, not a curated record